AACAUCUACACGCAAUUAUUUGCAGGUCAAGUAAUCUGACAAGUCUUAAACUUGCAAAGUGCUAUUUUAUAACUGAUUAUGGAUUUUCCCAAGCAGUUGUGAAGCUCCCAUUGCUUGAGGACCUCGAGGUCUCAUACUGCUCCUUGACAAAAGUGUCCAUGAAAGCUGUAGGCAAGCCAUGUCCAAAUCUGAAGACAUUGAAGUUAAAUAUCUUUGGUGACAUGUUUCCUGGAAACAAGAGUGACGAUGAGGCUCUAGCUAUCGCUGAAACAAUGCUUGGCCUUCGUCACCUCCAACUCUUUGGGAGCAAACUAUCAAACACCGGCUUAAAAGCAAUUCUGGACAACUGUCCUAAUCUGGAACACCUUGAUUUACGCCAAUGUUUCAAUGUUAACCUCUUUGGGGAUAUGAAGAAGCGGUGUUCCGAGAGGAUCAAAGUUGUGAGGCAUCCUAAUGCCUCAACUCAUGAUUAUCACUUUGAUGCAAAAUAUGGAUCCAGAUGAAUAUGACUAAUUUAAUUGGUAUGACAUUGAUAAUUAUGGCUACGACCCGUCUUGAUUAUCAAAAAUGUAAUAACCUUUUUCUGUGGUUUCAGUAUCUUUGUGACGUUGGUAAGAAUGUAUUUUUCUUUUGCAAAUCUUCUUUGUCUUUCUAUAAUAUCUAAACUCCAUUAAAGUUUCAAGGCUAUCUGAUCGGUUUAAUUACUUUUGAGUUAGAGUUUGUGAUUAUUCUGCAACAUCAAAGAAAGAAGACCUUGUAUUGAUUCUUCGGGGAUAAUCGGCCAAACAUUUUCUUCUAGCUUGUUAUGCUUGAAACAGACGCAAUAAAAAAAUGUUAAAAUCAGAACUAAGGUAUGUAAUAAAUCUGUUUUCUAACAUAACGCAAUCAUCAAUAUUUAUAUGAGAAACAUGAAUUGCCUUUUGUCUAAGUCCCUCAUGUUCUAACAUUCCUCAUUUCUUAUCUGAAGGAAUGUCAAGGCGAACACCAUUUAGCUCUGGUUUUGCAAUGACUUGGCAUCAGAGUCCUUAGAGCAUCUCCAAUGUAAAACUUCAUUUUUUCCUCCAAAAUGGAGUAAAAGUGCAAAUAAAGUAAAAUUGUUCCAACUCUACUUCAUUUCCCACUCCAUAAUGGAGUGAUGAACAAACAAAAAAUAGAUUACUCCAUUUAUGGAGUAAAUUUCAUUAUGGAGUGAGAUAUGAAGUUGGGUUGGAGCAUUCCUUAUUCCAUAUUCACUUUUACUCCAUUUUAAAGAAAAAAAUGGAGUGGGGAUGGAGAUGCCCUUACCUGUCACAUUUUUUUUCCAGGAACAUAUGAUGACGAUUAAGUAAAUAGAAGAAGGAUUUCUAGAUUUUCACCUUUAUUCUUAAACAUUAUAGAAAGCAUAAAGAUUACUCCAAAUGUUAGGUUUGCCAUAAAGAUAUGGUCAUUGGGUGAUAUAAUAAAAAAGGUAUAGAAAGUUGAAACGGAUUUACUCCCUUAUUGUUAAUGCCUUUACUCUCUUAUUUAAUUCACUUUGAUGCUAUUUGACCAAUAGAGAAAAUGGUCUCUUCCUCUUCUUAGCUACCCUAUUCCUUGGUACCGUAUGGUUGUUGAGUGAUGGUGAUAGUUACGAAAAAUUCUUGAAAGUUGAAACUAUUUUCACUCCCUUAUUUAUUGGACAUGAGAGACCAAUUCUAUCAUCAAAGAAAAUGGCCUCUUCCUCUCUGCCGUUGCCUUCUUCCUCGGAACGGUUAUCACUGAGUUUUCGUUCUCCGCCGUCUCCGUCUUUGACUCCAGAGAUGAAAGACGGAGAAUAUAGUAACUGGUCAGAGCUUCCGACUGAACUAACGUCAUCCAUCUUGCAAAGGCUCGGCCCGAUUGAGGUAUUGGAAAACGCUCAGAAAGUGUGUACGUCAUGGCGUCGCGUCUCUAAAGACCCUGCUAUGUGGCGGAAGAUUGUCAUGCAUAAGGUAGAAGGCUUGGGGUACAACCUCGACAUCAUGUGCCGUCACGCAGUGGAUCGUAGCCAGGGAGGCUUGGUUGAGAUUGAAAUUUGGGAUUUCGGCACUGAUUCUCUCAUCAACUACAUCGCUGAUAGUUCAAGUUGUCUGAGAAGCCUUAAGCUUGCUAAGAGCUUUCAAGUAACAGACGAUGGACUUACGGAAGCAGUUGUGAAGCUUCCAUACCUUGAAGAACUCGAGGUCUCAAACACCUCAAUAUUGUCAGCAAAGUCUCUGAAAGUUUUAGGCCAGUCUUGUCCUAAUCUAAAGACAUUUAAGCUAAACCAACGGGGAUUCUUACGUCCUCGGAUUCAGAGUGAUGAUGAUGCUCUUGCUAUCGCUGAAACAAUGCAUGGCCUUCGUCACCUACAGCUUUUCGGAAACAUAUUAUCAGACGUUGGUUUAAACGCCAUUCUUGAUAACUGUCCUAACCUGGAACAUCUUGAUUUACGUCAGUGUUUCAACGUUAACCUCCUUGGAGAUCUUGAGAAGCGGUGUGACGAGAGGAUCAAAGUUUUUAGACGACCUAAUGACUCGACUUAUGACUACCCAUAUGAUGCGACGGCUAUCGAUAUUUUUUCAGAUGAAGUUGUUUUUAGAAUCAUGCCAGAUGCUAAUUAUUACCCUGACUUGAUGGCUGGAAGUGACUAUUCUGACUACGACCCGACGGAUGAUUACGAUUUCUGACUAAUCUCUGAGUCUUUCUUUAUCCUUCUCAUGUGUCUUUUGCUUUUGCAAAAGCCUUUCCUAUUUUAUCUUAUAACACAAUUGCAUGUGAUUGUUUUUAAUCUACCUUUUGAGUAAAGUUAUGCAA
This is a messenger RNA of Brassica napus (rape), 2793 nucleotides long. RefSeq names its product F-box protein SKIP19-like. The record is from RefSeq and is a predicted model, not a curated record. Gene Ontology annotation, molecular function: protein binding. NCBI's taxonomy places the organism in Eukaryota, Viridiplantae, Streptophyta, Magnoliopsida, Brassicales, Brassicaceae. The transcript has 2 exons. The coding region runs from base 1689 to 2666 and encodes 325 amino acids.